CAGAUGCAGCAGCUGAUAGAGCUCAGGAGACGCUGCUUUUUCAUUGUGGGAUGCACAAACCACCAUUCCAUGUAAACAGAUGUUGCAGAACAUUGUGGAGAAGAAGAAAGCUCGUACUCAAGAUUGAGAUGUUAAAAUGUUGAUAACAACUUAGAAAAGCUGGAGGAUUUGAACAGAACAAACAGGAUUGGACUACGUUUUGCAGUCUAACUGGACACGGUUUGAAGAUGCGGGUGAUAGUGGGCAUCGUCUGUCUGUGCCAAUGUGUAAUCGGUCAGCUGUUGGAAGCCAAGGCAAAGUCACCUCGAUUAAUUUGCAGCGUUCCGGGUUUACCAGGUGCGGCAGGGAAGCCAGGACCACCUGGACCGCCAGGGUCCGAUGGCCAUAUUGGAAUACCAGGAAGAGAUGGCAGGGACGGUCGGAAAGGAGAUAAAGAAGAAAAAGGGGAAGCUGGUGUCAAAGGAAGAGUGGGACCAACGGGUAAAAUCGGCAGUCGUGGAGAAAGGGGCCUCACAGGUAAACAAGGCCCAGAAGGCAACUCUGGAGACCCUGGACCACAGGGACUACCAGGACUUUCUGGAGAACGAGGAACAAAGGGCCAGCGUGGGCCACAAGGAGUGCCAGGCAAGUGCCUCUGUGGCAGUCUGAUGCCAAAGUCAGCCUUCUCCGUAGCCAUUACCAGCAGCUACCCUGCGGAGCAAGCACCAAUCAAGUUCAACAAGGUCCUCUUUGACGAGGGCGGCCACUACAACCCCCAGACGGGCAAAUUUGUCUGUGCGUACCCUGGCAUCUAUUACUUUUCUUAUGACAUCACAAUAGCCAAUAAGCACUUAGCUAUCGGUUUAGUGCAGAACGGGCAGUUCCGCAUUAAGACGUUUGAUGCAAACACUGGAAACCAUGACGUGGCGUCUGGAUCAACGGUGAUGUUUCUUAAUCCGGAGGAUGAAGUAUGGCUGGAGAUCUUCUUUAAGGACCAGAAUGGCCUGUUCUCUGAUCCCAGCUGGGCAGACAGUCUUUUUUCAGGGUUUCUGCUCUACGCUGAUACUAAUUAUAUGGAUAUACUGUCAGAGGACUAUGCUUAGGAUUGCUGGUGUAUAUUUAAAUAUUUAAAAAUAAAGUCAACAAGGUAAAACAUCUAGUCUUAUCCUGUCCAAACUUUUUGGCAAGAGAGGUUUGUGUUUUUUUGCACUUGGUUUGAUUUUAGUUUACUUAAUCCCUGUAUUUUUGUGGUAAACACUUUGAGUUCAGCAAACUAAAUACAGUAGCAAAUAUAAAUGUGUGUUAGGGUCCAGAUUAGGGAUCAGGAACAAUACUGUUGUUUGUUUAAAUCAUUCAGUGUUUCUUUGAUUCAGUGGGCUUAAACUUCUAUCCCAGAUGGAAACUGGUUUUAAUUUUAAAUACAGUUUUUUGUAUUUCUCUGUACCUAAAUAAAAGAGCCACAUAUGUUCUAGCA
Messenger RNA from Trichomycterus rosablanca, 1453 nucleotides. Its product is annotated as complement C1q tumor necrosis factor-related protein 7. The transcript is spliced from 3 exons. The record is from RefSeq and is a predicted model, not a curated record. NCBI's taxonomy places the organism in Eukaryota, Metazoa, Chordata, Actinopteri, Siluriformes, Trichomycteridae. Gene Ontology annotation, molecular function: protein binding. Bases 228 to 1082 code for a protein of 284 amino acids.